Molecule: messenger RNA, 1293 nt
Organism: Mangifera indica (mango)
Lineage: Eukaryota; Viridiplantae; Streptophyta; Magnoliopsida; Sapindales; Anacardiaceae
Product: cytosolic sulfotransferase 15-like
Exons: 1
Coding region: 73-1128 (351 amino acids)
Biological process (GO): sulfation
Cellular component (GO): cytoplasm
Molecular function (GO): sulfotransferase activity
Source: RefSeq, a predicted model, not a curated record
UUCUCCUAAGCUUGCAUGCCAAUUUCUCUCAUUUUCUUCACAUUAUAACAAAGCAGGAGAAACACAUUCACUAUGCCGAGCUCUACAAUCACUACUACUUCAAUGGUAUACACAAGAACCCAAUUUGUUGCUGCGAAAGAACUUGAAGAUGAAGAAGAGAAAUUCUUAACGCAAGAGUGUAAGAAUUUGCUUCUUUCCCUUCCAAAACAAAAGGGAUGGCGAACUCCAUAUCUUUAUGAAUUUCAAGGCUUUUGGUGCCAGCCGAAGGAGAUUCAAGCCAUUAUUUCUUUCCAAAAACACUUCAUAUCUCGAGAAUCCGAUGUUAUUUUAGCCACAAUACCGAAAUCAGGUACCACUUGGUUGAAAGGUUUAGUUUUUAGCAUUAUGAAUCGUAAACAUUUCGACGUUAAGAAUUUAAAAAAUCACCCUUUACUCCACUCAAAUCCUCAUGAACUUGUGCCUUUCUUUGAGUACAAACUUUACUCAGAUAACCAAAUCCCCGACCUCUCAAGGCUCCCCGACCCUCGAAUUUUCGCCACCCAUAUACCAUUCAACUCGUUGAUGCAACAAAAUUCGAUAAAAAAGGCCAGCCCGAAGAUCGUUUAUCUAUGCCGAAACCCUCUUGAUACUUUCGUCUCUUCAUGGCAUUUUGUGAACAACUUGAGGCCAAAAUCCCUCCCCCCAUUUCAAAUCGAGGAAGCUUUCAAAAUGUAUUGCGAUGGAAUUAUCGGGUUUGGUCCAUUUUGGGAGCAUAUGUUAGGGUAUUGGAAUGAAAGCUUGAAGAAUCCGAAGGCAGUAUUGUUCUUGAAGUAUGAGGCGAUGAGAGAAGACAUUGUUUCAAACUUGAAGGAGCUGGCGAAAUUUUUGGGGUGCCCUUUUUCUGUGGAGGAGGAGCAAGAAGGGGUGAUUAAAGAGAUAGCGAAAUUGUGUUGCUUUGAUAAAAUGAAGAAUUUGGAGGCGAAUAAAACGGGGAAAUCGAUCAAGAACUUUGAGAAUAAGUACUUGUUUAGAAAAGGUGAAGUUGGAGAUUGGGUGAAUUAUCUUUCUCCGUCAAUGGUGGAGCAGCUUUCUCAAAUCAUGGAGGAGAGGUUGGCUGGCUCUGGUCUCACAUUCAAGCUCUUCCCCUAGGAAGUUUAAGGCAAAAUCCAUUGUUAUCGUAGGAAGAGUCAGGACGAACAGAGGCAAUACAUCAUCUGUAUUAUCAUCAAAUAAAGAAUCCUCGUAUAAAAUAAAUACAAAUGAUGUACUAUCAGGAUUUUAUGUGAAAGUGUGAUGUGUUUGUUUUAUGUCAAA